This is a messenger RNA of Lycium barbarum (goji berry), 1214 nucleotides long. RefSeq names its product LIM domain-containing protein WLIM1-like. Gene Ontology annotation, biological process: actin filament bundle assembly. Gene Ontology annotation, cellular component: actin cytoskeleton; plasma membrane. Lineage: Eukaryota; Viridiplantae; Streptophyta; Magnoliopsida; Solanales; Solanaceae. The transcript is spliced from 5 exons. Bases 337 to 876 code for a protein of 179 amino acids. Gene Ontology annotation, molecular function: actin filament binding. The record is from RefSeq and is a predicted model, not a curated record.
UGGCUUCUGCUACCACUACAAAAACACAUUUCCCCUUAAUUUUAAGUUUCAAAUUCUUUUUAAACUAUUUGAAUUUUGAAAAUCUUGAAUAUGAUUUCUUAAUCUGAUUUUCAAUUAUCAAUUUAAUAUUUUAUGUCAAAGUUUGAUCGGACAUAAAGUAUAAUUCAAAAUUCAAACACCAUAAUGUAAAGGAAAAAUUGUGUCGUAGCUGUAAAAUAAGUACUCUUGUGAGUAGAGAGAGAGAGAGAGAAAGGAAGAAAGGCUAUCUUGAAAAAGAGAAAAAAGGUUCUUCUUUUUGUUCAUUGAAUUGAGUGGAGAUCUGCAGCGAAAAAGCAAAUGGCAAGUUUUGCAGGGACAACUCAGAAGUGUAAGGCUUGUGACAAAACUGUAUACUUGGUGGAUCAGCUUACUGCUGACAACAAGGUUUAUCAUAAAGCUUGUUUCAGAUGCCACCAUUGCAAGGGUACUCUCAAGCUGAGUAAUUACAACUCCUUCGAAGGAGUUUUGUACUGCCGGCCUCACUUUGAUCAGCUUUUCAAAAUGACUGGAAGUUUGGAUAAGAGUUUUGAAGGAGCUCCAAAAACAGUCAGGGAACGGUCUGAUCAGGGACAAUCAAACAGUAAGGUUUCGAGUUUGUUUGGCGGAACUCAAGAUAAAUGUGUUGCUUGCAAGAAAACUGUUUACCCCCUGGAAAAGGUUGGAGUGGAUGGCACUUCAUACCAUAGGGCUUGUUUCAAAUGCAGCCACGGCGGCUGCGUGAUUAGUCCAUCAAACUAUGUAGCGCACGAGCUGAAGUUGUACUGUAGGCACCAUCACACCCAACUCUUCAAGGUGAGAGGAAACUUCAGCCAGAUGGAAGACCAUGAAAAAAACUAAAGGGGUGACUGAGAGCACAAUAGCAUGAGCCAUGCCAUGCAAUGAACUUUUUCAUGUUCAUUUGAGUUUUAAAUAUAAGGGGUAAUCGGCUUUCAGUCGAGAGUUGGGCCAGUUUGGUGUUCUGGUUCACACAUACAAUUCAAGACUUAUCACAUAUAUCUAUAUAUGACAUCUUCGUGAAAGUCAAAAGAAGAGUUUCCUUCAUUGUCUGUUUUGGUCUAUCAGUAUGUGCUGUAACUACACUAAUACAUUUUUAUGCUUCUACAAAGUGCACAAUGUAAUUGCUGUUGUGCUUCUGAAAUUUCUUAUGGAUUUUUAUGUAGGGAGAGUUUAUUUCC